UAGUUUUUACUGGCUUUGUUGGUAACAGUUGGUUUUCUUGAAUUCGUAUUUAUAUGAUUAUUUAAAUUUCUGACCGAAUUAGUUUCACAAGUGAAUCGGGAGAAAUUAUGGAAAUAUUUUUCCUUAAUUAAAAUAAAUUAGUACUGUCUUUCGCACUGGGUUUCUCUCGCUCGCUCUCUGCAUUCUUUCAAAGCUCACAUAUCGUUUAUCUUGAAGCUCAAAUCAUUCCUCGACCCAAGAUGGAAGAAAACAAGGAAGGAUCCACAAAAUUGGAAGCCCAGGAUGAGACUAGGAAGCGACCGUCCAUUUUCAUCAUUGGAUGUCCCAACGUCGGCAAGCGCACCCUAAUUUCCCGGCUUGCCACUGUGGAGUUCGAAGGAGAAGAAGAAGAAGAUAGCUCCCAAGUGGUUGUCCGUCGCUGGACUAUCAAUACCAAAUACUACACUGCUGAUGUUUCUCUGUGUAUGGCUCAUCUUCAAGAUGGAUUUUCAGCUCGAACCCUCCCUAUAUUUAACCAUUCAACUGCCUUGGUCAUGGUUUUUGAUAUGUCUAAUUUGUCAACCCUUUCUGCUCUUCGGGAUUGGGUAUCUUACACUGAUAUCCAAAACUUUGAGAUUUUACUCUGCAUUGGAAACAAAGUUGAUCGAAUUCCAGGUCAUCCUGUCCAUGCUGAAUACACAAAACGCCUACACAAACUUAAUGAUUCCUCUACUUAUCCUUCAUCUGACUUCACUCAAUAUGGAAUUUCUGAAGCUGAAGGAAGCAGUCUAUUGGGAAAUGAAGACCCAUCCUCCAACAUUCGCAAGAAAAUCUUGGAAUGGUGCAUCGACCACAACAUUGAGUUCAUUGAAGCCUGUGCUUCUAAUGCUGAAUUUGACAAAUGUUUGUCGGUUGAUGGUGAUUUACAAGGAGUUGAACGACUUUAUGGUGCUAUUUCUGCUCAUAUGUGGCCUGGAAUGGUUCUGAAAUCUGGUGAUAUGAUAACUGAACCUUCACUACCUGAGAAAGAAGAUUCAUCGGAAGAAGAACCUGAUUAUCAGUUUGAAUAUGAAGUGCUAUCUGCGGGUUCAGCUGAACCAGGGAAUGAGAUGGUUGAAGAAUGGGUUUCUGCAAGUCCAGCUAACACAUUCCUGGAUAUAGCGAAAUCAGUUGAUGCGGGAAAUUCUGUUACAGAGUGUGCUCCAGGGAACAUAGCCGGGUGCAAAAAGGAAGAGUUGCAUACUUUUCUGACAUUUUCUGGUUUAGGGGAGAAAAUUGACAGAAUGGAACCCAAUGCUGAAGAAGCUGGUCUAGCUUCAGCUUCAGAAGUAGAUGGUGGCCCACAUUAUGAUUUUGAUGAUUUGGAACAGUUGAUGUCUGAGAUUGGAAAUAUUCGCAGCAACUUGAGGUUAAUGCCUGAUUUUCAAAGGAGGGAGAUGGCUGCCAAGCUGGCUAUUAAAAUGGCUGCCAUGUUUGGAGGUGACAGUGAUGAUGAAGAGGAGAUAUGAGUUACUAAUAUGGGUAUUACUCGAUCAUAAGAACUUUUAGAUUGAUCAUGAUUCAUUCCUUAAUCCCGACUGUUGAGAAUUUUGGAAGUUACUGAUAUGUAGCUUAAAUACAAAGUUAACUUAAAAAAGGAGCCUUCAUGGAAAAUGUUUGGUUAAUGUUUAGUUUUA
This is a messenger RNA of Gossypium raimondii (Peruvian cotton), 1655 nucleotides long. RefSeq lists its product as uncharacterized. Bases 240 to 1487 code for a protein of 415 amino acids. The transcript is spliced from 7 exons. Gene Ontology annotation, molecular function: GTPase activity; GTP binding. The record is from RefSeq and is a predicted model, not a curated record. Lineage: Eukaryota; Viridiplantae; Streptophyta; Magnoliopsida; Malvales; Malvaceae.